UUUGAUGCUUGACUCCGUUGCAGUCUGAGUGGCUACACGGCAUCAAGCGCAAGUGCACGUUACUCAUACUGUAUCGCAAUAUUUUAGCAACCGUUUUAUGCAUGCAUUGCCAUUUUUCUCGGCAUUGGCUAUAUUGAGAUAAGUCUGUCUUUUACAUGAUCUGUUUUCAUCCGUAGCCGAGUCUAAAUUAAGAUUUUGAUCUUUUAUUACUGAACGUUGGGAGCUAUCGAAGGCAGCUCAGAUUCAACAAUGGCGACAGCUGCGGUAUCUGGCCCUCCAGGCGGCGGACUCAACUCCGUAUCCGGGGCCGAGUUGGUCCGUGGGCAGGCAUUCGAUGUCGGGCCCCGCUACAGUAACUUGUCUUACAUCGGAGAAGGGGCUUACGGGAUGGUCUGCUCUGCAUACUGCCGGGACAACAAGGUGCGAGUGGCCAUCAAAAAGAUCAGCCCCUUCGAGCACCAGACCUACUGCCAACGCACGCUCCGCGAGAUCAAGAUCCUGCUGCGCUUCAAACAUGAGAACAUCAUUGGCAUCAACGACAUCAUCCGAGCACCCACCAUCGACACGAUGAAAGAUGUCUACAUCGUACAAGAUCUGAUGGAGACGGACCUGUACAAGCUGCUGAAGACCCAACACUUGAGCAACGACCACAUUUGCUACUUCCUGUACCAGAUCCUCCGAGGGCUCAAGUACAUCCACUCCGCCAACGUGCUCCACCGCGACCUUAAGCCCUCUAACCUUCUCCUCAACACUACCUGCGAUCUGAAGAUCUGUGACUUUGGAUUGGCCCGCGUGGCAGACCCGGACCACGACCACACCGGCUUUCUGACGGAGUACGUGGCCACACGCUGGUAUCGGGCACCCGAGAUCAUGCUCAACUCAAAGGGCUACACUAAAUCCAUUGACAUCUGGUCCGUGGGUUGCAUCCUGGCUGAGAUGUUGUCCAACCGGCCCAUUUUCCCUGGGAAGCACUACCUGGAUCAGCUCAACCACAUCCUAGGAAUCUUGGGCUCUCCAACCCAGGAGGACCUCAACUGCAUCAUCAACAUCAAGGCCAGGAACUACCUGCUGUCCCUCCCCCUGCGCUGCAAGGUGCCCUGGAACCGCCUCUUCCCCAAUGCCGACCCCAAAGCCCUGGACCUGUUGGAUAAGAUGCUGACCUUCAACCCCCACAAGCGGAUUGAGGUGGAGGAGGCUCUGGCACACCCUUACCUGGAGCAGUAUUACGACCCUACAGAUGAGCCUGUAGCCGAAGCGCCCUUUAAGUUUGAGAUGGAGCUGGAUGACUUACCCAAAGAGACACUGAAGGACCUGAUCUUCAAGGAGACGGCUCGUUUCCAGCCCGGUUUCAGGCCCUAGAGUCCCCCACAGAGAUGGUGAGGAACUGACGAGGGUGUCCUUCCCUUGUUGCAGAUCUGGUGAGCCUGACCGGCUGUGGCUGCUUUCUGCCAGCAUCUUCUCCACUGUGUGCUGUUGAUUUUGAUUUUGUUUUUGUUUGAUUUCUUUUCGUUUUAAACGUCUGUGGCAAAGCCUGUCCUCACACUCCUGUCUGUCCAUGUCUCAGGAACAGCGUCAGAAAUAUCCCAUUGCUCCCCUUCCUCACUCUAGCUUCUUCUUUUUUUUCUUUCUUCUUCUUUUCUUUCCUUUCUCUUUCCUCUAAGAACCUCUCUGCUUUCUUUGUAGUCUAACUUUUCCUCCCCCGCCCCCCCCUUUAUUUUUUUUCGUCUGUCGCAUACUUUCCACUCUCGUGUCGGGAGCGGGUGCCCUGGUGGUGGACUGGAAGUGUAGGGACACGACGUGUGACUGAAGCCAAGCUGACCAGCGUUGUGUAUCGGUGGGAAUUUGGACUAGUAUACGAAUCCUGUAGAGCCAGGCUCUUCUGUCCUGCAUUUCAGUUAAAAAGAAAAGGUACUGUAUUGUGAUUGUGAAACAGUUUUGCUCUCGUCAAUAAUUUUUUAUUUUAAUUUUUUUUUAAUAGAGCUACUGUUCUGAUAACGUUUCAUUUUACAGAAGUUUUCCUAAAGCCGUUUUUUUUCCCUUUCUCUGUUUCUCUCUACCGAGGCCAAACUUAUGAUCAGGGAGAGAUUAGAGCUCAGAGAUCUUAUCACAUGUGAUGUAUGCAGUGGUCUGAUGCUCAUUUACAGGGUGCAUGUAACAUGCGCUCUAUGCACUUUUCUGGGGGCGGGGGGGACACAAACAAUCUGGAGUUUUGUCAAGGCUCCAUUCCUGGGCUGGUUAAGUGCCUAGGCCCAAACCAACCCACCCCAAACCACCCCACCCCAUCACCUUCUGCACAUACUCUUUGAAGCGAAGUUUGGUACAGACGAGUAACGCGGUCACGGAAGCAUCAUGCCAUAAGAGUGCUGGGACUAUAAGGUGGCACUGCCAUAUUUUUCUGACCACAUCCGCCUCGCCGGAGGCCGUCUGUGAAGCAGGCCGUGGCUCAGGCAGGGCGGCAUCGUGCUUGGUGAACCUCAGGCACAGGUCCUCAACAUCUUCACACAGGCACAGGCCCUCAGCAGGGGUACAAUACAAUAGGGCUACAGCCAACAGCUUUCUGUGGCGAAGCUUCGGGUUUGCGUAGUCAAAACAUAUCCACAUUCAACAUGCUGAGGGGAAUAGCUGUAGUUGUGCUACAACAUAACGAGGGAACGCUUUUGUUACUUUUAAAAAAAGUACGGUGCCUCCUUUCCUCCUAGCCUUGCGUCUCUCUUUCUCUUUCUCUCUCUCUCCUCUCUCUCUGCUCUCUCAAGCUCAUUCCCUUCGCCUUGUUACAAACAAGACUGUGCCCUUGCAUGACUGUUAAAAGCUUUCUAUACAAAGACUAUGUAAGUGCCACAUGACUUGGAGUUCCACCUGGGAACCUCCAGGCUUUUGUUAUUCUAUCUUUCGUGGUCUCACAGGUCCCAUUUAGAAAAGUGUAGAAACUUUUUUUUUUUUUUUUUUUUCCUUUUCCUCAAAGGCGUUUUUU
Clupea harengus (Atlantic herring) is the source of this 2971-nucleotide messenger RNA. RefSeq names its product mitogen-activated protein kinase 1 (gene mapk1). The record is from RefSeq and is a predicted model, not a curated record. Gene Ontology annotation, molecular function: ATP binding; MAP kinase activity. Gene Ontology annotation, biological process: protein phosphorylation. Lineage: Eukaryota; Metazoa; Chordata; Actinopteri; Clupeiformes; Clupeidae.